Aureobasidium pullulans EXF-150 is the source of this 630-nucleotide messenger RNA. RefSeq lists its product as uncharacterized. The record is from RefSeq and is a predicted model, not a curated record. The transcript has a single exon. Lineage: Eukaryota; Fungi; Ascomycota; Dothideomycetes; Dothideales; Saccotheciaceae. Bases 1 to 630 code for a protein of 209 amino acids.
AUGCCUCACUCCUACGAUGAUGGAGGUUUCUUGCCUGUAAUUGAUGGCCUGAAUAUCAACAAUCUCCAGGAUCUCGAGAGGGCGUUCGACAGGAACGAUGAAGAAGGUCAACAGAUCAGUACCAGACUACUUACCAUCACAGCAGAGAUUGAAGCCCUCGAGGAAGCAGGAGCACGCCCUGACCUCGCACCGCCCCUCAGACACAUUACAAGAGUUCUACGUCUUCGACGUCAGCUGCUGUCAGAUCUUGACCAACUAUUGGACAACUGGAACGUCUAUAUGGAUCUUCGCGAUGUUGAAAUGCACGUCGAGGUCUUCUGGGGCGAUUUGGAUGUUCAGGAUGCUGCAGAAGAGCGUUACAGACAUGAAAGCCAUGCGAACAGGAUUCGAGGUCUAUAUAUUCAAGCUAAGCGGGAUUGGUCGGAAAUGCUUGGAGAGUUCGUGAGGAUGACUUGGGAACACCUGGACGACAUUGGCACAGUUGACUUCAAUCCUGAGAGAUCUACACAUCAGGAAACAGUACUCGGUCCUAGCACAUUGGACGCCUCUGUCCAGCUGCUGCGUACCUUCUGUGGCGACCUCCUACACCUAUGGAGAUUCGCUUUCCUUCUGAUCUGGCGCUUCAUGUGA